AUGUUGCGCAGGACACUGGGCCCGUGUUACUAUGAACUGGCCAAGGAUUGGAUGCCCACAGCCAGUAUGUGGGGUACCUUGGGACUGGUGUGGGCCACUGACUGGUGGCUGAUCUGGGAUUGGGUGCCCUACAUCAUUGGCAAGUUUAAGAAGGACGACUGA
Messenger RNA from Jaculus jaculus (lesser Egyptian jerboa), 162 nucleotides. RefSeq names its product cytochrome b-c1 complex subunit 10-like. The transcript has a single exon. Gene Ontology annotation, cellular component: mitochondrial inner membrane. Gene Ontology annotation, biological process: mitochondrial electron transport, ubiquinol to cytochrome c. The coding region runs from base 1 to 162 and encodes 53 amino acids. The record is from RefSeq and is a predicted model, not a curated record. Lineage: Eukaryota; Metazoa; Chordata; Mammalia; Rodentia; Dipodidae.